Molecule: messenger RNA, 4113 nt
Organism: [Candida] anglica
Lineage: Eukaryota; Fungi; Ascomycota; Pichiomycetes; Serinales; Debaryomycetaceae
Source: the annotation of a GenBank genome assembly
ACACUUUCCUUUCUUGUUCGCACCUUGUUCAAGCUUCCCCUGUAGCCAUAUUUUGCCCCCCCUUUCACCACACAAUUGGGUCCAAAAUUAUCCGCCCGUGAAAAGCUUUUCUUUGUGUUUUGUACUACCUACCCCCCUGAGUUCUCAUAAGCGACUCUACACUAAGCAUCCUCAAUUGACCACCAGUGACCCUCCCCAAUUGACCACCAGCGACUCUACUCAAUUGAUUAUGUCCACCCUUUCCGCGUCGCUCCUCCGACUCAAGUUGCUUGACGCCUUGCGGUCAGGAGAAACCGCCAAGGUCGACACAGUAAUGGCCGAAUUGGCGGCCACCCCGAACACCACCCAGACUCAUGAUGUGACUCUUUUGAAAGAGACUGUGCUUCAUUAUGCGGUGCAAGUGGCCCCGGCCAAUGUGUUGGCAUAUCUUGUGACCAACGCAGCCCGCUUCCACAUCGACAUAAACGCCCAGAAUGAGGAUGGUAACACGCCGCUUCAUAUUGCUGCCCAGGCACUGCGCGGAGACGUGGUCAAGUACCUUCUUGCCCUCCCAAUCAUCAAUGACACCGUGGUCAACAUCCACAAACAACAGCCCGUCGAGCUUUGCCGAGACCCAAACAUUGCCCAGCUCAUGCAAUUCGAACGGGCCAAGUUUGUUGAGAAAUCGUCGAUCCAACUCCGUCAAUACUUCUCGGCUCGGGACUUUGACAACUUGGAACUGCUCCUUGUGCUGAACCCACGUGCGUCCGAGCUCUUGGACAUCAACGGCGGCGACCCAGACACGGGAAACACCGUGCUCCACGAGUUCAUCAAGAAGGAUGACGUGGCCAUGUGCGAAUGGAUCCUCAAACACGGCGGUGAUCCGUUCAAACGUGACCGUCGCGGGAAACUCCCCGUCGACUUGGUCACCAAGAACGAUGCCUUGAAGCGUCUCUUGAAGAAUGCGUCACGUAACCUGAGCUUGAUGGACCCGGUGAUCAACACCAACAACGCCAUCAAGCUGGGGAACUCUCCCCUGUACAAGGGAUACCUCCGCAAAUGGACAAACUUUGCCCUGGGUUACAAGCUCCGGUACUUUGUGUUGGACCUGUUUGGCGUGUUGUCCUACUACACCAACCAGGACGACACCAACAACGCUUGUCGCGGGCUGCUCAACUUGAGUUUUGCGUACCUUCACCUUGAUCUGUCGGAGAAAUUGAAGUUUGAGAUCAUUGGGAAAAACGGUAUCCGUUGGCAUUUGAAGGCUAACCACCCGGUCGAGACCAAUCGUUGGGUAUGGACCUUGCAGAAUGCAAUCACCAUUGCCAAGGAUAAUUUGAAGAAACAACGUCAAGAGGCACAAGCCAGUUCUGGUGGUGCUACCACCACCACCAUCAUCAAUUCUUCUUCUUCUGGACCAAAUUCUGGCUCUUCCAGCAGUCCAACCACCGAAUCAUCGUUCAGAAACUCCUUGGAUGAACAACCAGUUGAGAAAAAGAGAUUAUUGCACAUUCCUAGAAGAUCCAGUAAACACAAGAGAUCCACCUCUGCGUCCUCGAUCAACUCUGCAGGAAGUGACGUGGAAGACACCAAUUCAAUCAGAUCAAAGAAUGAAGCCAAUGUCACGAUUCAACCGCCACCACCAUCGAACUCCUCAACCACAACGGCAACUUCUCCAAAUCUUGAUAAGAUUCAAGAAAAUAAACUUCUUACUCCAUCAACUGCCAGUGUUCCUGGCAGUACCGCGGCUAGCCACACCUCGGAAUCGUAUGUGGAGCUGGAUUUAGAAAACUUUGACUACGAUUCAGAAGGUGAUUACGAAUCAGAACUCGAUUCGGACGACGAAGACCUCACCAAGCUCAACGGGGACCCCAGUGCCAAGUCUGAGAGUUUGAGCAAUCAAGUCUCGACUCUCAAGGGGUCCCUUGAAGUGGGGAUCUUUAGUUUGCUUGAUCUUUUCAAAAAAGUGGAGGCCAGCAACUCUGGCGAUCAAACGAAUGAGAUCUACAAGGUGGCUCUGGUGACGCUUGACACGAUCCACGAGUCGUUUGAAAAGUUCAACGCACUUGUAGAGACCCGGGUGGCCAAGGUUGAACGCCGUUUGGAAAGACAACUUGAAGUCAACAAGUUGUGGGAAAACACCAUUCAUCAAUUGGAGGAUGAAUUUUCCAAGAGAGAAAACAAAUUGGCAGAGUUUGAAGGUCAGAAGAAGCAAUUGAAGAAAUAUUUCGCCAAUGGCAACGUUACCCAAGUUGGUCCUGUCAAGCUGGAAGGCUUGGGACCUGGAGGAAUCAUUGGGAUUUGUCAAGACAUCCCAGCUCCUGAACAGACUGUCUUGGAAGAGAUUUUUGAUGAUUCGGAUGAAGAUGAUGAAUUUUUCGAUGCUUUUGAUGAGGAGGAUGAUGAUGAUAAUGAUGAGCCAGAACAGAAGCUUGUAGAAGAGCCUGUAGAGGAGAAGCCUGUAGAAGCAAAGAGCAUCAAGAAGGAACCUGAACCAGAGUCCAAGAAGGUUGAACCACUGAGCACUGAUUCUGUUGAUCCUAAGGAAAAGAUUGGUGCUGUUGCCGGGGGUGCAGUUGCUGCGGUUACUGGUGCUGCUGCUGCUGCAGUUGCCGGUGCCGGUGCUGUUGCAUCUGGAUCAACUGGUUCUACCGAUGAAAAGAAACCGGUCGAGUCCACCAAAGCAGACUCUGCUCCAACUUCUUCCGACACUGACCCUGCUCCACCAUCUUACAAGGACAGUUCCGAAGAAACUGCCAACCUUACUGCCGCCCAAAAGGCCAAGUUUGAAGCAAUCAACAACGAAGGAUCAUUCCUUGGAUACGAUGACCCUCCACGUACCAAACUUAGCAUGGAUGAAGAUAACAGACCAAAGGUUGGGCUCUGGGGUAUUCUUAAAUCUAUGAUUGGUAAGGAUAUGACCAAGAUGACCCUCCCAGUGUCUUUCAACGAGUGUACCUCUCUCUUGCAACGUUUGGCGGAAGAUAUUGAAUACUCCCACUUGUUGGAUCAAGCGUCUCAAUACGACGACUCCACCUUGCGUAUGGUUUACGUGGCCGCCUUCGGUGCCUCGGAAUACGCCUCCACCAUCAACAGAAUCGCCAAGCCUUUCAACCCAUUGUUGGGAGAAACGUUUGAAUACUGUAGACCAGAAAAGAAGUAUCGUUUGUUGGUGGAACAGGUGAGUCAUCACCCACCUAUUUCCGCCUGUAGUGCUGAAUCUGUCAAUUGGGACUACUACGGUGAGAAUGCCGUUGAGUCUCAGUUCAGAGGACGGUCCUUUGACUUUAAGCAUUUGGGUAAGAUGUUCUGUGUCGUUAGACCUGCCAAUGGUGUGAUCAACACCAAGGGUGAACGAGUAGAUGAGGAAUUGUACAGUUGGAAGAAGGUCAACACCUCUGUCGUGGGUAUCAUUGUGGGUAACCCGACCGUGGACAACUACGGUAAGAUGGAGGUCACCAACCACACCACUGGAGACCGCAUUGUCCUUGACUUGAAGCAAAGAGGCUGGAGAGCCUCACUGGCCUACCAGCUCGCGGGACACGUUGUGGACCGCAAGGGAAAUACCCAUUGGGCAGUUGGUGGACAUUGGAACUCCAAGAUUUUCGGUAAGAAGGUGACCAAGGAACCCUCGCUGGACCGUAGAGAUUCCUUGAUCGAGCUGGAAGGUGUAUCGACGAAGCUCUCGAGCGACCCAUUCAGCGGAAGCAAGUUCCUUGUAUGGCAGGCAGCACCUAGACCAAAGGUUCCGUUCAACUUGACUUCGUUUGCGGUUACGUUGAACGAUGACAACAAGAAGUUGGUGCCAUGGUUGGCCCCUACCGAUACGAGAUUAAGACCCGAUCAAAGAGCCAUGGAGAUUGGGAAAUACGACUUGGCUUCCGACGAAAAGCAUCGUGUAGAGGAGAAACAAAGAGCCGCCAGAAAGAAGAGAGAAAUGUCCAACACUUCGUACAAGCCACAAUGGUUUGUCAAGAGAAAGCACCCUGUCACCGGGGACACGUUCUGGGAGUACAACGGUCAAUACUGGAACAAGAGAAAGGACCAUUUACUCCAGGACUCGGGCGAUAUCUUUUAGGCGUUGGAGAGGAUUACCUGGAGAUUAUAUAUGUUUAAAAUAAACGUCUAGUAGAG